AAAUGUAUUGCAGAUUGUAAAUGUAUGCUGUUUAUAAAUGUAUUUAACUAAUAAACACUGUGUCCAUUGCAUACUUAAUGAUACUUAUCUAAUCCUGACCAAGGUUAAAAUGGACCCAAAACAAACCUCCCAUGUGAAAACAAAACCAAACCCUGGGGAAAGACCUUUCAGCAUUGAGCCAAAAACUCAUGUGAGGGACCAAUGGGCCACAAAGAUGGAGUUCAUCCUGGCGGUGGCUGGACAUAUUGUGGGUCUUGGAAACGUUUGGAGAUUUCCCUACCUUUGCUACAAAAAUGGAGGAGGCGUUUUCUUCAUUCCUUAUGUUUUAUUUCUAUUCACCUGUGGCAUCCCACUCUUCUUCCUUGAGACAUCUUUGGGUCAAUUCACCAGCCAGGGUGGAAUAACAUGUUGGAGGAAUAUGUGUCCUCUUUUUGAAGGCCUGGGUUAUGGAAGCCAAGUUGUUGUUUUGUACACUGGGGUGUAUUACAUCGUCAUUCUGGCAUGGACUUUUCUCUACCUGUUUUCGUCCUUCAGAACUGAGCUUCCAUGGGUGAGCUGCAAUAACAGUUGGAAUACAGUCGCUUGUUUUGAACAUGGUCACAAUGACACAUCCUCUUUCCACCUGUACGCCAACACGACAUCUUCAGUCGUUCAGUUUUGGGAGAGGAGAAUAUUGGGGCUGUCCAAUGGAAUUGAUAACAUCGGAAGUGUUCGUUGGGAUCUGGCUCUUUGUCUGCUCCUUGCUUGGGUGUUGUGUUAUUUCUGCAUCUGGAAUGGAGUUAAAUCAACAGGAAAGGUGGUGUAUUUCACAGCUACAUUUCCGUACGUGAUGCUGGCAGUGUUGCUUGUCCGUGGACUGACAUUACCAGGAGCAAAAGACGGCAUUCUUUUCUACCUCUACCCUGACCCGUCCCGCCUCGCUGACCCAGAGGUAUGGAUGGAUGCAGGCAGCCAAAUUUUCUACUCCUAUGGGGUUUGCACAGGUGUUCUGACAUCUUUGGGAAGUUACAACAAAUACAACAACAACUGUUACAGGGAUUGUAUUUACCUAUGCCUGCUGAACAGUUUAACCAGCUUUGUAGCCGGCUUUGCCAUUUUCUCUGUGCUCGGUUUUAUGGCAAAAGAGCAGAAUGUGGAAAUUUCCAUGGUGGCUGAAUCAGGCCCAGGCUUGGCAUUCAUUGCUUAUCCUCGUGCUGUGGCUUUAAUGCCUCUGCCUCAGCUUUGGGCAAUAUUUUUCUUUUUUAUGAUCAUCUUCUUGGGAUUAGAUAGUCAGUUUGUAUAUCAGGAGUCCUUGGUUACAACCAUCUCCGACAUGUAUCCAUCCUUCUUUCAAAAAACCCUUCUACGUAGAUUGCUUCUUCUCACAAUUUGUGCUGGAGGUUUCCUGGUUGGUCUUGUGAUGGUAACGGAGGGAGGCCUUUAUGUUUUCCAGCUGUUUGACUACUAUGCUUGCAGCGGGAUGACACUUCUAUUUUUUGCUCUUCUUCAGUCUAUCUGUAUUGGAUGGGUUUAUGGUGCAGAUCGUCACUAUGAUAAUGUGAAAGACAUGAUUGGUUAUCGUCCCUGGCCUUUCAUGAAAUACUGCUGGAGGUACAUCACACCAGCUAUCUGUACCUUCACAUUUCUGUUCUCUGUGAUCAAACAUAAACCUUUGAAAUUCAACAACACGUAUGAAUAUCCAUGGUGGGGAUACGCCUUGGGACUAUUCUUCACUCUCUCUUCGACAUUGCUUGUUCCGCUGUGGAUGGUGUAUGCUGUGAGCAUCACUCCAGGAACACUAAAACAGAGGCUAAAACAUCUCUGCACUCCAGCAAAGAAUGUACCAGCUGGCACAAUAAAGAAAGCAUCAAACCCUGAAGCAUUUCAGUCAUUCACAGACUUGUCCACACUGCGUCCAGCCAAUCAUCCACAGGAAACAGAAAACGCAGUUCUGAGGUCAUCCGUAGUUUAAUUAACCAUGUCUGUCUGUUUGUCUGUCUAGUGAAAAUUAUAUAGAUUCUUGGCAGAUUUAGAUUUAAAAGAGUAUCAGUUUUGAAUAAUAGUAAUUUAUCACUCUUUAUUUCUGUUCGAUUAAAAGGUGGCAUGUUAAAAAAAUAUAUAUUUUUUUAAUAAUCAGUGGAAAUUUUCUGGCAUUACUGUGCCUAUUCUUACAUUGCUCAUCAGUUAUAAGCAUGCUGGUGAUGAGCUUCAAGUAUAUUACUUAGGAAUGCCUCCUUGUGAACAUCCUAAUCCGUGGCUGUCCAACUCUACUCCUUGAGUGCUAAAAAGUUACAUUUGAGUUGAAAAAUUAGGUAAUUAGCAUGAACCCAGUGGAACUUGAUGGGAUGGUGAGGAGAUAAAUUGGACCUGUAACAAAUUUAAAAGUUGUAGGACUUUGGUUCUGGAAGAGUGGAGUUUGUCACCUCUGGUGGGAUCUUUAGCUAUCUCCACAGAUUCUCCAUCAAAUUCUAGCUGGGCUGCUCCAAAACUUACGGUCAGAACAAAUAUAUUGAUAAAAUGCGAAUUUUAGUUUAAAUCUAAAUCUGCCAAAUAUAAGAAUCAUUUGGGACUAGAUCUAUUUACAAAUCCGAAGAUGAAAUGUGACAUUAUGGUUUUUGCUGUAAUAAUAGCUAAGUUUAAGUUCCUUGUAAACAAAUGGAUCAAAGGUUAAAACUAAUCCUACCUUAUAGAAAGAUAGCAAACCCCUGGAGCGACAUAGUCUUUUUGAAAUACUCAUUAGUCAAUCACUUGAUUGGGUCUGAAAGUUGAAAUUGAGAAAAUAUUUCAAGGCAAGGGACAGCAAAAUAAAAAUAUCUUUUUUAUAAGAGUUAAUAGCAUGUGUAAAGAUUUACUGGAGCAUGCUUAAAUAAAAAUGUCAAAACUAUGUUAAAAAGAAUAACUUUAUUAAAGAAUAGCACUGUAUUCUGUUAGGAUACAGAGGUUUUAUUCAAGAAUUACUCUGACUCCCUGUAAAGUUGAUGUGUCAGGAAAGAAAAUAAAAAAUAUAUAUCAAUUGGAAGAAAAUAAAAUCAACUUAAAGUAUUCUUUUUAAUUUCAUUUCAAAUAUAUAUUAUGAAGCAAUGAAAUACUUUUCCAAGUCAUACUUAAAUAUAAAAGGACAAAUGUUCAACCCAGGUUAAAUAUCCUCCAGCACUUUACUAAACACCAAACACCAGUGGUGGUUGUUGUGUGUCUUGUCUCUAUGCUGCUGUAACUGCGAAAUAAUUUCCCUGCUGGGAUGAAUAAAGUAAUUCUAUUUCAUUCUAUUCUAUAAGCUUGCUGCAGCAAACCAGCUCUCCACUGACACUUGAAACUGUGAAAAAACUGGCCUGUAGUCUAUUCACAGCUUUAGUCACAGACAGAUUAGAGGGUAACGUGAAACAAAACCGUUCAGCCAACUUACACUGUCAUGUCAUGUUGCACCAGGUGCAGCUGGUGCAACAUGAAACCUUUUAAGGAGAUCCAGACUGAGAACCAGUUACUAAAACAACACGUUCAGUCCAGAUACUAAAUACUGUGGCUAUGAAAUUAUGCCACAGUAUUGACAUAAUUUCAAUACCUACGUACACAGCACACUAUCUUUAUCUGUAUUUAAUUUAUUCCACUGCCAAUGUGGUAAAAAAACAACACAGUUAUUAAUCCAGAAGAAAAAGAAAUACAUUACAUGCAAAUAUAUAUAGAUUUUUUACAAAGUUAUUUGAUGAGUUUUUUGUGUGAGAUACUGAGGGGGAAAUUGAGCUAAAAGGACUAACGUAGUAUACCUUUUUGGGUGGUUACUCCUUUUUAAGUUGUUGUUCUUGGUCACCAUACCAUAAAAAGACACUUCUCUUAAGCAUAGUAGAGCUUUGCUUACGAAAUCAUAUAACUAUUUUGAAUAAAAUCUGAAACACAGAAAUCCAGAAAUGUGUCCGUUCAAAUGAAAUAAAGCAAAACUGCCCUAUUUAAUGCUUAAUAGUUCUUUAAUUACAAACUACUGCUCAGCUCAACUGGGUAGUUUCUUCUUUCCAUAAUUGAGCUACAUAAUGACUCAUUCCUCAUUUCAUUGUUUUCAGUUUGUUUUCAGAUUGCUUCUCUUUCAUUUUUGUAACUGCAAACUUUUGGUUUCAAGUCAACAUUUCAAAAACCCUUUUUUAUACCUUGCUUGUCUCAUUUUCUUAUCCUAUACUUCAAAAUGUCUAUGAGGGUAUCAUAUUUAAUUUCAUUUCAGAAUAUAUUAUGUUGGGUUUGAAUGGAGCAUUAAAAAACUUUUUGGUUAAAGGUUAGACAUAAAUUAUAUUUUAAUAAAUCCAUCAUGCUAUAUAAUUACUUCUUUCUGCCUUCUUUGUCUCUAAACCUGAAUGAAUCAGUCUUGCCAGAUACCCGAAUGCACCAGAUUAAUAUGUUCAAACAAUUACACGCAAUCUAAUAACACGAGAAUGUAUUGUUUUGAAAGGCUUUGUUGGUCCAGAGAUGGAUGAGUUUUGGGGGUAAAUGUACGCAUCAAAGAUAGAACAAAAGCAAAAGACAUGAAGAUGCUGGAUGAAGCUGCUGAGAGAAUUCAUCAUUAUAGUCAACAAGAGCUGAGAAGUCACUCAGAGAGGAAGAAGCCAUUACUUCAAGAGGGAUAUAAAAAGAAAGAUUACAGUUAGCACAUGUACAUAAGAACAAAGUUUAGCUUUUGGAGACAUUCCUGUGCUAAUAAAACUCAAACUGUUACUGUUUUUGUGUAUAUUUGGUUUUAAAAAAAGGGGGACGUUUACAAACCCUAGGAGGCCAUAUCAAAUGUGAAGUAUGGAGGUGGAGACAUUAUGCUGAUAGCAAAUAUAUCAGAUUUUAUAUAGACAGACAUACAUAAAUAGUUUUUUUAAUGUGCUUAUUGGACAAAAGGCGGUGCUAAAUUUAAAUGUUUUCAAAGAAACAGUCCCCCUCAUAAAUAAAAAAGACAAUUAUGUCUCCCAUCUAUUGAAAUAAAGUUUCAUAGAGUUUAGGUGAAGAUAUCCUAUUAACACAGAACUGUGUGCCUCACAUCAUACACAAGACAAUAAAAACAUAUAGAGCAAUACCCCGAAACAUUAGGGAUGUCUUGAGCUACUUCCAUCACACAAAAAAAUGAUACUCUAAAUCUGUGGGCAUCUUUAACGGUUUGUGUCUGAUUUUCUAGAAGACUUCACAUAAUAAAUAACUUUUAUUUUUUACUAUAUGUAAAUAGAUAGGGCUUAAUUGAUUGAGAAUUAAAUGAUUACAUUUCUUUGACCGUUAUUGAAAAAUGUGUUGAAAAAAAUUUCCCAUUGUGGGGUUAUAGAGGGUUUUUCUAUUAUAUUUCUAUUCUAGAAAUCUUGAGUGAGUUAAAGUUUGCCUCUAGAGGGCGCUUCAGCCACAAUGGAAAACAUUUUAAGAGAUCUUUCUUUAAUGCUAUAAUAAAAUAAUCCUUGAGUUUUUGCACACAAAGAAAUUUUGUGGUGGUAAAAAUCAGUCCCCUUACUUGUCAGGUUUAUCUUCAAAAUAUGCAAUAGGAAUCCAGGCAUGGUAACAGCACUCAGCUUUUUUACCUGCUCACAGUACAUCCAUAUAUGGUAAAAGAUAUAACAGAGGAAUAGGAAAGGUGUGGAGGAGAGAGGGUGGCAUUAGGGAGUAAUCCUAGCUGCACGACUGUCAAAGCCACUGUGAAGGCUGAGAUUAAACAGGACUGAUCACGUCAUCAGUCAGUCUAUGGCAGCAGGGCCUGAGAGACUUCUCUCACAUCAAUGUUCUUCCCAUCAAACAACAAGUGGAUUGUUUGAUGGUGGCUGACUUUAAAUUGAAUAUUUAAAAGUCACUGCAUAGGACUGAUUUACAUGUAUGUCUAAAUUAGUCCUAAUACAGCUUGUGACUGAAAUAGUUUGGGUUUCUUAUGAGUUGGUUUGGUUUCUCUUUCACUUCGUUUAGUUCACCAUGUUAAACUUUCUGCAGACCCAAAACAACCUGACUUAUCGUCUGGAUGGUGGAUCCGUUUUCUGGGAAUCCAUAGAAAAAGUUUUUUCUCUUUAUGUUUUCUGUGGUUUUCACAAAAAAAUGCGAUUACUAAUUAAGAUUUAUUUCAAGAAUGGUGUCCUGCCAUUGUUAAGUUACACAAGACAAACCAAUUCAUUUGAAAAUUAAUUGCAGCAACAUCUACAAAGAUUUAUUUAGAGAAUUUUUUUUUGUGUGAUUAUGUGUUUAACAUAUUAAAAUCAAAACUGUUGAUGUGGUGACAUAGACUUUUAUCUCAUUUUGUGCCCGCUAACGUUUUUCGGAUCUGAUCACAGAAAACCUGCCAUGUUAUGCAUGUAAUGUGUGCUAUUUAUUCUUUAAAGUUGUAUCUGUUAUUGGUUUUCUGGUUUUCUGUUAUUGGUUAACAUUUUUCUCAUUAACAUAUAUUUUUUCCAACUGAA
This is a messenger RNA of Xiphophorus maculatus (southern platyfish), 6368 nucleotides long. RefSeq names its product sodium- and chloride-dependent GABA transporter 2-like. Gene Ontology annotation, biological process: sodium ion transmembrane transport. Gene Ontology annotation, cellular component: membrane. NCBI's taxonomy places the organism in Eukaryota, Metazoa, Chordata, Actinopteri, Cyprinodontiformes, Poeciliidae. The record is from RefSeq and is a predicted model, not a curated record. Bases 38 to 1951 code for a protein of 637 amino acids. The transcript has 14 exons.